This is a messenger RNA of Cephus cinctus (wheat stem sawfly), 1678 nucleotides long. RefSeq names its product mitotic checkpoint protein BUB3 (gene Bub3). Lineage: Eukaryota; Metazoa; Arthropoda; Insecta; Hymenoptera; Cephidae. Gene Ontology annotation, molecular function: ubiquitin binding. Gene Ontology annotation, biological process: mitotic spindle assembly checkpoint signaling. Gene Ontology annotation, cellular component: kinetochore; mitotic checkpoint complex; bub1-bub3 complex. The record is from RefSeq and is a predicted model, not a curated record. Bases 409 to 1389 code for a protein of 326 amino acids. The transcript has 5 exons.
AUUUUUCAGAAAACAGGCAGACAUUCUAACUUUAAAACUGGUAAAUUUUGCGAAUUCCAAAUCUUCGCAUUUCAAUCUAUACAGUCUUAUAGAUAAUUAAUAUUUAAUGAUUUUUUUAACAAUAUGUGUCCUUAUUGAUUUUAAUGAACGAAAAUUGAUAUUUAAUCUUUCCGAAUUUCUGUCUUUUUUUUUCUACAUGGGGAACUCAGUCAUCGAAAAUUUUUGGAACGAAGAUGAUUGGUCAACCCCCACCAAACCAUUUUUCUGAUUCCGUCGUUCCUGUUCUGUCUUCUAUACAUGGGAUAGCACACUAAUACUAUUCUAGAAAAUUAUGAAGUUUUAAUACAAAGUUAACCUCCAUGCAUUUUCGAAGGCAACUUAGCGUCUACGAUAUACAGAAUACUUGAAAUGGAGUCACGAACUGAAUUUAAAAUAAAAACUCCACCGUCAGAUGCAAUUUCGGCGGUGGAAUUUGGACCCAAUUCAACUCAGUUCCUUUUGGUAUCCUCGUGGGAUAGCACAGUAAGAUUGUAUGACAUUCAUGCAAAUAGUAUGAGACUCAAGUACAACCAUGAGCUACCUGUAUUAGAUGUUGCAUUCCAGGAUGCCGUACAUGCCUACAGUGGUGGGCUAGACAAUACGUUAAAAAUGUAUGAUAUUAAUAGUAACACAGAAUCGAUAAUGGGAACUCAUGAAAAACCAAUAAGAAAAAUUGAGUAUUGCGGUGCUGUUCAUGCUAUACUCACUGGAGGUUGGGAUGCUGCCGUCAAGUUAUGGGACCCACGUUCCCCAACUUGUGUGGGCACAUAUUUGCAACCUGACGUUGUAUUAGCACUCUCUGUAUGUGGAGACAAGUUUGUUGUCGGAACAGCCAAACGUAAAGUUUGCAUAUGGGACUUACGUAAUAUGGCUGGAAUGUUUCAACGUCGUGAGAGUAGUCUCAAGUAUCAAACGCGGUGCAUCAAAGGAUUUCCGAACGAGCAAGGCUACGUCCUGAGUAGCAUCGAAGGACGCGUUGCAGUAGAGUAUCUGGAUACCACGCAGGAAGCCCAGAAAAAGAAAUACGCCUUCAAGUGUCACAGAAUAAAGGAGAAUAACGUAGAAAAUAUUUAUCCCGUGAAUGCCAUUAGUUUCCACUCCACGUACAACACAUUCGCUACUGGAGGUUCAGAUGGAUACGUGAAUAUUUGGGAUGGCUUCAACAAGAAGCGUCUCUGCCAAUUCCACAGAUACAAUGCCGGGGUGGCUGCACUUAGCUUCAGUCACGACGGCUCUGUUCUGGCAAUAGGAGUCUCCUAUCUGAAUGAAGUAGAGAUACCACCUGGUGGUUCGAAUGAAGAAAGUAUUUAUAUCAGAUAUGUCAACGACCAAGAAACCAAGCCGAAAUAGCUUUAUAGAACUUUUGACAGAGCGCCUAUAGUUUGGAGUGAUCCUAUUACCAUUAGAAACUUCGCCAAGUGAGAAUCAAAAGUCAUGUGGCUACUUGGAAGAAUUUCGUAUUUUAAACAUUUGCAAAAGCGAGGAAUGGUUCUCAGACUUUUAAUAAGAAUGAAACAGUCCACUUAUAACCAGCCUGGCUAAUGACAUGUACAAACAAUGCGAGGAACGUCUUACGACUUGAAAAAAUAAUUGAAUCAUGACAGACCAGUCAUUUGGAAUAAAUCUUUCGUAAAAAAUA